This is a messenger RNA of Papaver somniferum (opium poppy), 627 nucleotides long. Its product is annotated as protein PXR1-like. The record is from RefSeq and is a predicted model, not a curated record. The transcript is spliced from 6 exons. NCBI's taxonomy places the organism in Eukaryota, Viridiplantae, Streptophyta, Magnoliopsida, Ranunculales, Papaveraceae. The coding region runs from base 1 to 627 and encodes 208 amino acids.
AUGACGGAUUAUGAAAAGAAAGAGUCAUGGACAAAAAUUUACAGCAUUUCAAACCUGACAUCACUCGAUGAAUUUAGACGGUCAUUGCGAUUGAGAAGGAUCAGUUUCCAUUUUGUCGUACCAGAAUCCGAUGAUGAACCAGAAGCCAGAAAUACCAAAAAGAAGAACAAAUCUAAGAAAAAAAUUGUUUCUGAUGUUGAAGAUGAAAAAGGAGAAAGUGAUAGCGACCAAACAUUGCUAAAGAUGAAAAAGAAGGCAAAGAAGGAUGCUGAGAUAAGUUUGGAAGUCUCUGAAGAGCAAAAAGGAGAAACUGCUGGUGACCAGCAACAAAAGGAGACAAGAACCAAAGGAAAGCAUGACGCUGCAAAUAAGAAAAGAAAAGUCGCGGAUCCUGAAGCAAGCCCGUCAAGGAAGUCGCAGAGAUUAAAAGAUAAAGUGUCACCUCAAGUAUCACCUAGUUCACCUAGGCCUGAAAAAGCUACUAAAGGAAAAAAGAAAGCAAAGAAUGCUGCGCCAAAGGAAGUAUUGGGUGAUGAUACAGAUAAUAAGGAUGCCGAAGAUGUAAGGCAAGUUGUUGAUCAUCAGAAGAAAGGAAAAAGACAUGAACCCAAACAAUCGAAGACCUGA